This is a messenger RNA of Mesorhabditis belari, 3570 nucleotides long. The record is from the annotation of a GenBank genome assembly. NCBI's taxonomy places the organism in Eukaryota, Metazoa, Nematoda, Chromadorea, Rhabditida, Rhabditidae.
AUGAAGCCAGUGCCAUAUUCACCUUUCAUGAUGGCGCGCCCGCAACACCUCAUCGAGUUCGUCAAUCAGGUGAAAUUGGUCGAAGAGUGGACGGCCGCGGUGACGGAGUUGAACGAGAAAAUGGAACGCAUUCAAAUGGGCGAACGAAUCGACGAUCCAGAUUUAGAGCAAAAGUUGCGCGAAAACAAUCCACACUGUCAAAAGGGUAAGGAAAUACCGCUCAAAAUGCAAAGCUUCUUGACGAAUUACGCCGUUGAGCAAACAAAAGAAUACGUGGCACAGGCAAAGUUAGAGAUUAUGAACGACGCGAUGUUGCAACGAAAAGUCCCGCCAACGCAAGAGUUACCUUAUUGUAAAGCCGAGAAAAUCUCGAUUCUCUACGAUUAUCUUGAUGCAAUGCCGGGCUUCAAAAACUUUGAUGAACUAAUAAUCGAUCAUGCUCCGGAAUUGGUGUCGAUUUGCGCUCCGCUUUGGGAAGGGAUUUCAUUGUUACCCGGUGAGACUCGAGUUGACGCAAUGGGCAGAUAUCUAGUCGCUUUGUUAACUGACGUCGAUACGAAGAUUUCCCAAUCUCCUUAUGUGUAUUUGAGUGCCGCCUGCUAUUGGAGAAUCGUUGGCGAGGCGUCUGAAGCGUAUCAAUGUGCGAGAGCUGCUUUGCAAGCUGCCGCCAAUUUCAAAUCCGAGCUCGAACCCUACGCAGUGCUCACCCUCGGCAAUUUGAUGUUAAUGGCGAAACGGGACGAGGAAGCGGUUAUUCUGCUAGAUCUAGCUGCACACGAUGCGCAAGCGAUGGGCGCUGAUCAUCACUCUCUGUCAACGAUCGCUUUCGGAGUCCUCGGUGACGCGUAUGCAAUCAGCGCAAAUCUUUCGAUGGCUGUGAAAUCUUAUGGAAAAGCACUGGAAAAAGCUCAGACGGCCCAACUCCAAAACAUUGACCCCGAAAUAUGGGCGAAGAAACAAGGAACCCUCAUCUGCACACAGACAAUUCAAGAUGAACUCCAACAUCAAGAGAGUAAUAUUCGAUCAAUCAUCGACAACAAACACGCCUACAAUGAUUUGGUUGAGAAAGUGGAUCGCUUGGAAAAAGAGGUGCGAAAACACGUGACCUCUGAUGAAAAACUCCUUCAACACUACCUUCGCUAUGAUCAAGCAAAGUUCGGUGUAUCAAAGUUGCGCAAAUGCACAACGAGAGUGAUUGGGAAGAGAAAAUUGGAGGAAAUCCACUGUCGAAUCACCGAUCCAUCCACUUAUGAUUCGACUUUCUCCGAGCUCCGAAACGGGAAAACGAAUCAGAAACAUAAAAAGAAGAAUGUCACCGAGUGGAAAACGGCCGAGGUUUGGCGACGGGAGAGAUCGUUCGACAAGAAUUUAGCGCCAUUCGUCGGAAUGGAAAUCGACGAGGCGCCGAUGAGCAAGAAAUAUCCACUUGAGAAAAGCACUCUAACAAAACUCUCGAUGGAUCGCUAUUGGAGAAGAGCCGAUUGGCCGAAUACGUACGAUUGCACGAAGGGAAUGAUCGCUGAGGAGGAUUUAUUUCACAAAAACUCGAUUCGACCGUAUUUCAUCUCACCGGAUAACAAAGGAUUUAUUGUCGCUGAUCUUUUGACGAAAUAUCUCGGUUUGGAGAUCUCGGAAGAGCAUCCACUACCAUGGGAUGAACCCAAGUGUGGAGAUUAUCAAUUCCAUGAAGGACUAAUGCUCAGGGACUUCAAAGUUCUAAUAGAAGCCUGGAAUGAGCCGAUUGUCUAUGCAGAGCCAGAGUUGAGAUCAAUCUUUGUCCGUCUUGCUGAUAAACGUUUGGAGUUAAUGGACGUUGCGCAAAGAAUUCGAACACUUAUUGAAAAAAAAAUUGGCCCAAAAUGGAUUGCGUUGAAUUUGGCCGCUCUCUAUUAUCGAGUUAUCGGGAAACCGCAAGAAGCAGCUCGUUGUGUGCUCGUUGCAGCGAUGGAAGGGCCAAAAUUCGCUGACGUCGCUUUCUCGCAAUUGGCGCAAAUCGUGGUGCGAGUUACUGGAAGUGCUGAGGCUUCGAUUGACAUCAUGAAGAUUGCGGCUGAUUUUGGAGCUGAUGAGCCACUCUAUCACUAUUUGCUUGGUCGUUUCAAUGUGAUUGCUUAUCGAGUGGAUGAGGGAAUCGCCUCAUUGAAAGAAGCUCUUGAUCGAGAUCCAUCUUUCACAGCGGCGCGAGAUGAUCUUCUUCAACUCGUUUGCAAGGGAAAGACGUCAACAGUUGGUGUACGAGAUCUUUUCCCGAACGUUUGCUGCUCGUCGUUGAUCCAAAAUGCUGUCUGCAUUCGGCCUCCAAAAUCUCCGGAACGUUGUUACGAAGUUGAUGAGGAGUCAAGAAAACUCGUUUAUGUUCGAUGCAAUGGAGUGUACACGGGAGUUUCCUACAAAACUCAUCCGAUCGUCAGUCUUGUUUCACCGUUUUUAACCGUUUUCCCGAAGGGCUCGAGACGUGACAUCAUUCGUUAUCACGUCGAUGUGGGCAGAGUGCACACGGUUGAGCACGAAGAGCUGCCACUCGACUACGGUGGUCCAUCAUCAUUUUUUGUCAAACACGAUGAAUGGUGGAAGAGAGCCACUCCAAAAAUUCAAUGGAAAAAGCCAGAAGCGGAAGAAAAGGUUAACUGGGUGGAAACUGUUGAAUAUCAACAACCAGAGAUUCCGCCGCGUCCUUUAUCAUUCUUGUGGAUUAAGGAUAAAAAGGAGAUGCUUAGAUAUGACAUCAAGUUGCCGGAGGUCCUACCACGUCCAUUAGCCUCUCAGGUUCGAGCCGGACUUCAAGUCUUCCCACCACCGAGAACGGCCACUCAAAUGUGUAGUGGAGUCACAAAACUCUCAACCCUUAUCGAAGCUCCCGUUCCCACUUGGGUCUCGGUGACGGCAAAAGGAGAGGAUCUGGAAAAAUAUAUUGACAUCCGAACUCCAGUCCCUUCCGUUGCUAACCUCGUCCCUGAAUGCCCGACUCCAAAAAAAGAAAAAUACUCUCCAAUUCUUUCGCUUGAUCAUCUUCCAAUUGGACCGCUAGCUGAUCAAUUUUUGUUUUACAAACCAGAGAAAGGAUUGACUGAGGCUCUGAAAUCUCUCGGCAAUGAUCGAGAGAGUAUCGACCAUGUGGCGGCUAAACUCCAUCAUGCAAUCAAAUUCUCGCAAGCCACCUCGGAAAUGAAUGGUGAAGGCGGUGAUGUGCAUUGGUUGUUGACAUUGGUUUCUUCGUUGUAUUGGAGAGUGGUCGGCGAUGCGCCGAAAGCGAUCGCCUGUUUGCGACACUCGCUACAGAAUGCGCCACCGCAUAUGCGAGAUGUGGCGUUGGUGGCUCUCUCGAAUGUCUGCCAUCAGGCGGGCCUACUUCACUCGGCGCUCGUCACCGCCGGGAUGGCCUUCGAGCAAUCACCACAACUCGCUGCCAUUCACGUCACCAUUGCGAAUAUCUACGCAAGCAUUGGUGACUACGAGAAAGCGCUCGAGUUCUACUACUCGACGCUCUCCCUUCAAAACAAUUUCGAGCCAGCGAAAGCCCGAAUUCGUGCCAUCUACUGUCAUUCGGGUCAAACAUUCAAUUUUCAGAAU